AUCCGGCAAGUGAGGGCGACAACCGCGAGGCGUACUAUGCCGACAAGCGGGUCCGCUUCCCGCCGCUGAACGAGCGUGAGAAGGGCAAGGACUACAGCGAGGGAGCCAAGGUUUACAACUUUGCCAACCCCAUUCUGUAGACGCCGAGAGAUGCAUGGCGUUGCAUUCAAUCUUCUUCUACCUCUUUCUGAACCUCGGCCCUUGCCGUUAUCUCAUGCCAGCCACAAUAAAAGACGCUUGUUUAAAGAAAGUGCAUCUGCUGUUAUCAGCAAUGUCUUGCAUAUACAGUAGAGAUGGCUGUGGCAGUGCAUGUGGCAUGUACGGUGCUACUAGGCAAAGGCUUCUCAUUGUUAUUCCGGGCCCAGUGUCCACUGACCCGCCUCUCCCGACAAUCCAUCCGUUCUCGGAUCUGUUCCAGAAUGUACCGAGCAGCAGGGUUUUGUAUGUGCACAUCUCCAGUCGACAAUGCCAAUGGAUCCAGACACGUUCAUUCAGCGACCAGCACCGUUCUUCCUCAGUUGAAGUCACUCCAUCUCGCUAAGACUGAUAUUGGAUCAAUGGAUUUCACCGUUCGGGAGGAUUUACAAUUUUUGGAGAGAUUUACAAUCCUUGGGAAAUGUAGUGUGUUGUUUAUCCAGCAGUAGCCUUCACUCUCCUGCAAUGAAAAGGAGCACGUU
Linderina pennispora is the source of this 677-nucleotide messenger RNA. RefSeq lists its product as uncharacterized. The coding region runs from base 155 to 541 and encodes 128 amino acids. The record is from RefSeq and is a predicted model, not a curated record. NCBI's taxonomy places the organism in Eukaryota, Fungi, Kickxellomycota, Kickxellomycetes, Kickxellales, Kickxellaceae. The transcript has a single exon.